GAUAUCCGUCCUCGUGACCUUGUCCGCCCACACGUGUUUUCUUGCAGAUCGGGCAGCAGGCUGAAUUUUCCGUCUCUGGUUUGGUUUUUCUUGCUCGUUGAACAACCUCCCCGUCUUCGUCAAACUGCACCGGACGAUGCUGAGACUUGCGAUAGUACUGGGUCUUGCCGCGGCCUGCUUCGCGCAGACCAGGCCUAAUAUCGCAGAGACCUUCGAAGCCUCUGGCAAUUACGAGUAUCACGAUGCUCGGGGAACUCACUUCGGAAUGUUUCUCGUGGACAGAGACCAGGAUCUUGCGAUGGCCGUAGAGAAUACAACGUACAAAGUGCAGAAUACAUCUACCACAGAGCGCUUUGAAAGGCUGGAAAUCUGCGUCGGCAAGUCUACCGACGCGAUCUACACACUUCGAGAUGAUGGUAAGGAGGUACAGUGUGAGCACCAGCCAUGCGUAGAAAUUCUGCCACAGUUCUGGGGGUGGGUUGCUAACGCAAAGUAUAAAGGCACAAUUAAGAUCCAAGAAGUGACGUACGAUGAGUGGGUUGGUACGUGUGGCGCAGGCAUAGAGCUCGGACUCGCAGUGCUACCUGACCAGUUAAACACACCGCAAUGGUUCGAAAUACAACUUGGAGAACAAAGGAGGAUAUAUCAUUUUCUAAAAUUUAUGGCAACAACGCCCCCAGCCAAUGAUUUUAAGGUCCCUCCCGAAUGCCAGUAAAGGAAAGAAACACACUGAAGCUGAACGUAAUACAUGACUGCCGACUAUUGUAGACUGUCUACGUAUAUUAUUAGUUUGUGAUGUUAUGUUAGUAAAAUGGUGUUUCUUGCCUAUAGUUGUCAGAAGGGUGGAAAUAUUAAUCGUUGCAGGUCUUGUGACAGUCAUAAAUCU
Messenger RNA from Geodia barretti, 886 nucleotides. NCBI's taxonomy places the organism in Eukaryota, Metazoa, Porifera, Demospongiae, Tetractinellida, Geodiidae. The record is from the annotation of a GenBank genome assembly.